UUUACUAUGUUUAGGAUUAUUUUUUUAUAAAUUAAAUUUUGAAUGUCGCAAAAACUAUGAUAAACCAUAAAAUCAUGUAAAACACGCAGAGAACUUUAAUAAUAACACAUUGAAAAUGUGUAGCCAGUUAAAGUAUAUUAAAAACCGCAUGUACAUUUUCAAAAACACUUAUUAAUUCAUUUUUAAUUUAAAAUUAGGCUAGAAAUCCAAUCCAAUGGCAGCGGUAGGUCGCUGCAAAGCCGCAUUUUCGGGUGAAGAUAAAUUAGCCUUAUGUUCAUUGGAUGGCGUGUUGCAUGUUUGGGACGUGAAGAGCGGGGUGGAGAGACACCAGUUCACACCAGCCAGCCAUCUGACUGCUACAUUCACUUGUUUAUCAUGGAAAAUAGCACACCAUCGUAACAAUGACAAACUUACAACACCAAAAAAGAAGAAGGCAAGGAAAUCUGAGAACAUUUCUCCUCACUUUGAAUAUAUUGCGCUUGGAACGGAAGUUGGAGAUGCUUUGUUGUAUGACAAUAUUGCUGGUGACCUAGUGUGCAAGUUUACUGGGGGCCACAAUGGACGAAUAAACGAUAUAUGUUGGAAAUCGGACGACAAUACUUUCUUCACAUGUUCAAAUGAUCACCAUAUUAUUGAAUGGGAUGCAUCACACUCCAAGCACAAAUGCAAAUGGAAAGCUGACAAAUGGGAGGUACACAGUAUCAAGGUUGGACCUCACUGCAAAACUUUGCUUUCUGCCGGAAAGACCAUUAAGUUGUGGAGUCUUAAAACUAAAGAAGUUAUUCGGAGGUUCAACGGACAUUUAAGUCCUGUGAUUUCUAUGUUGUUUGUUGAAUUGCCGGCCAAGAUUUCUAGCCACGAUUCAACAGCACUUGAAGCUGUUGACGAAACUUAUUUUCUCUCUGCUGCCUCUGAUGGUCACGCACUGAAUGCCUGGCAAAUCCGAUCAACAAAACCAAAGAAAAAUGCGAUCACCACAUUCUCGUUACCAUCCGAUGCCUUAAUGUUCGACGUCUUGUCGCCUUCUUCUCGCGACGAUCCGAUCUAUGUCCUUGUUACCACACUAGAUGGUGAUGUACUUGUGUUUUCUCAUACACUUAAUGGACCAAUGAAGAAACCUCUUACCCCCAUUUACAAUAUAAGAGUAGUUACCCCAACAGCCGAACAACUUUCUGUGAUUUCUGCCACGUUCGACAAGAAAAAUGAAGAUCCCGUCAUUGUUCUGGCGUAUGGCACUACUGCAGGGAUCGCAUUUGAAACUUUGAAAAUAAAAGAACAUUCUGGUUCGGAAAUCUGUUUAAUUCGUGAAGAUCCAGCUCAAGUACAUGUUUUAAUCGAGAAAGACAAAUUAAAGUUAAAGGAACCAUUGAAAAACAAGGAGAAUGUGACGACCAUCGUGCCUGGUGUGCCGGGUCAUAACAGGUUGGCUGUUGAAAAAUCUGGAACAAAAAGAAAGAAAAACCCUUCUAUUGGGGAAGCACAGCUUACCUUGGAAGAACGACUGACCGCGAUGAGCGUCGAUACAGCUUCUCCAAAUGGAGACUACAAAGCACCACCAAAUGCCGAUUCUUUAGCUAUUCUUCUUUCGCAAGGUUUGCAAAGCAACGACCGUGACGUACUUAAUCAAGUACUUCAACACAGCAAUGAUAACCUUAUUAGGAACACAGUUCGUCAAGUCCCAAUAAAUUAUGUUGUUUCUCUUCUUAAAGAAUUAACAGAAAGAUUGAAAGGAACUCCAGAAAAGUGUUUGAUUUUCAUGAAAUGGACGCGAACAACGUUAAGCCAACAUGCAUCAUAUUUAAUGACUCUGCCAGAAGUUGUACCACUUUUAACUGGCUUAUACCAGUUAAUUUCUGUCCGAACUCAAACUCACGAGCGCUUGACCAAACUUGAGGGCAAACUAGACCUGAUCAUGACGCAAAUCGUUUCACGGAAAACCACUGAAAAAAUUUCCGAGCAACCUGCUUUGUUUGUGGUGGAGGAAGAUUCUUCGGAUGACCAUGAUGAAGAUAUAAAUAUGAUGAGUCCGGAGUCGUUUGAUGAAUGGGAUGAGGGAAGUGAAGACGAACAUGAAACUAAUGAGGAAACCAUUGAAAUGCAAGGAUGAAAGUUAUUUGGUUUUUAAAUAUUUAUUCAACCAAAUAAAGCCUGAGAGAUAAAAGUUGUUUUAAGCAUUUUAUCUCACCUUUUAUUUUGAAACUGUUUCGUAAAAUCCCAUUUUUUAGCUUUCUCUAAAACUGCCGGUGCUCUGACGAUCUUCUUUCUGUUUUUCGCCCAGUGAGUCUGAUACUGCUUAAUAAGUUUGUAGGGAAUCAUGUUUUCUGAACGUCACCAAAUAAAUUGUGGUGACAUGGUCUUAUUUGUGCUUCUGUUGUGACUAAUAAGCUUUGGCGUACUUGGUUAAGAAGUGGAUGGCCUCUUAACAGCUGAACAAUUUUAACCCAAAAUUACGAAAUGCUAAAAAAGCAACCCUUGCCUUCUA
Messenger RNA from Ciona intestinalis (vase tunicate), 2482 nucleotides. The record is from RefSeq and is a predicted model, not a curated record. Lineage: Eukaryota; Metazoa; Chordata; Ascidiacea; Phlebobranchia; Cionidae.